UCAACAUUUGAUCAGUGAAGUGCCGACUUCCCAAACAAACAGCAUCAACAUGAACUCUGCUAUCGUGCUAUGUGUGGUGGCGCUGGCCGGCAUGGUGCUCGCGCGCCCUGAUGGUGACGGCGACAAGUACACCUCCAGGUGGGACGACGUAGACCUGGACGAGAUCCUCGAGAACGACCAUCUGCUGGUGCCUUACAUCAAGUGCUCGCUCGACGAGGGCAAGUGCGCGCCCGACGCUAAGGAGCUCAAGGAACACAUCCAGGAAGCUCUGGAGACGGGAUGCGCUAAGUGCACUGACAAGCAGAAGGAGGGAACCCGCCGCGUCAUCGCGCACCUGAUCAAGAAAAAGCUGCAAGAGUGGGAGAAGUUGAAGGCCAAGUACGACCCCGAGGGCAAGUACGCAAAGAAGUAUGAAAAGGAGCUAGAAGAAGUGAAAAACGCGUAGUUCAAAUAUUACAACAAAUUCAAAGUUUAAAAUUGUGAUUACUACCUAUUUGAUUCUUGCAAUAAAGUUUGUUAAUUUUUCAUUA
Helicoverpa zea (corn earworm) is the source of this 530-nucleotide messenger RNA. Its product is annotated as allergen Tha p 1-like. The transcript has 3 exons. The coding region runs from base 50 to 445 and encodes 131 amino acids. NCBI's taxonomy places the organism in Eukaryota, Metazoa, Arthropoda, Insecta, Lepidoptera, Noctuidae. The record is from RefSeq and is a predicted model, not a curated record.